Tachyglossus aculeatus (Australian echidna) is the source of this 2939-nucleotide messenger RNA. It is a transcript of the gene GABBR1, whose product is annotated as gamma-aminobutyric acid type B receptor subunit 1. Gene Ontology annotation, molecular function: G protein-coupled GABA receptor activity. Gene Ontology annotation, biological process: gamma-aminobutyric acid signaling pathway; G protein-coupled receptor signaling pathway. The record is from RefSeq and is a predicted model, not a curated record. Gene Ontology annotation, cellular component: membrane; G protein-coupled receptor heterodimeric complex. Lineage: Eukaryota; Metazoa; Chordata; Mammalia; Monotremata; Tachyglossidae.
AGAUGCCGCCGCCGCCGUUGCUGCUACUGCUGCUGCCGCAACUCCUGUUCAGCCUCUUUGGCACCGAGGGCUCCCAGGGCCCCAACUCCACCGCAGGCUGCCAAAUCAUCCACCCACCGUGGGAAGGAGGCAUCCGGUACCGAGGCCUGACCCGGGAGCAGGUCAGGGCUGUCGACUUCCCGCCCGUCGACUAUGAGAUCGAGUAUGUGUGUCGGGGGGAGCGUGAGGUCGUGGGGCCUAAGGUCCGCAAGUGCCUCCCCAAUGGCUCCUGGACGGACAUGCACCUGCCUAGCCGCUGCUUGCGCACCUGCCCCAAGUCCCACCUGAACCUAGAGAAUGGGAGGGCGGUCCCCCGGGGCGGAGAACGCCCAGCCCUGGAGGGAACCUGGCUAGACUUCCGCUGCGACGCUGGCUUCCAGCUGGUGGGCAGCACCCGAAGCGUCUGUGACCGCGGCCAGUGGGAAACCCCCAAGCCCUCCUGCCAGGUGAAGAGAACCACCUACUCAGGCCGCCGCGCCGUGUACAUCGGGGCGCUGUUUCCCAUGAGCGGCGGCUGGCCGGGGGGCCGGGCCUGUCAGCCCGCCGUGGAGAUGGCGCUGGCGGAUGUGAACCGCCGCAGGGACAUCCUGCCCGACUACGAGCUCAAGCUCAUCCACCACGACAGCAAGUGCGACCCAGGCCAGGCCACCAAGUACCUGUACGAACUGCUCUACAACGACCCCAUCAAGAUCAUCCUGCUCCCCGGCUGCAGCUCCGUGUCCACCCUGGUGGCCGAGGUAGCCAGGAUGUGGAACCUCAUUGUGCUGUCCUACGGCUCCAGCUCUCCAGCCCUGUCUAACCGCCAGCGUUUCCCCACCUUCUUCCGCACACACCCGUCGGCCACGCUGCACAACCCCACCCGGGUGAAGCUCUUCGACAAGUGGGGCUGGAAAAAGAUAGCCACCAUCCAACAGACUACGGAGGUCUUCACCUCUACGCUGGACGACCUGGAAGAGCGAGUCAAGGAGGCCGGGAUCGAAAUCACGUUCCGACAAAGCUUCUUCUCUGACCCAACAGACCCUGUGAAGAACCUGAAGCGCCAGGAUGCCCGCAUCAUCGUGGGACUUUUCUACGAGACAGAAGCCCGGAAGGUUUUCUGUGAGGUGUACAAAGAGCGUCUCUUUGGCAAAAAGUACGUAUGGUUCCUCAGCUGGUACGCCGACAAGUGGUUCAAGACCAAAGACCCGGCCAUCAACUGCACCGUGGAGGAGAUGACGGAGGCCGUGAAGGGCCACGUCACCACCGAGAUCGUCAUGCUCAACCCCGAGAACACGCGCAGCAUCUCCAACAUGACGUCACAGGAAUUUGUGGAGAAGCUGACCCGGAGGCUGGGCAAGAACCCCGAGGAAACCGGCGGGUUCCAGGAGGCCCCGCUGGCCUACGACGCCAUCUGGGCCCUAGCGCUGGCCCUGAACAAGACUUCUGGACGGGGCGGGGGCCGCUGGGGUGGCGGGGUGCGGCUGGAGGACUUCAACUACAACAACCAGACCAUCACGGAUCAGAUCUACAGGGCGAUGAACUCCUCCUCCUUCGAGGGCGUCUCUGUCCACGUGGUGUUCGAUGCCAGCGGCUCCCGGAUGGCCUGGACUCUCAUUGAACAGCUGCAGGGUGGAAGCUACAAGAAUAUCGGCUACUACGACAGCACCAAAGACAACCUCUCCUGGUACAACACGGACAAGUGGAUAGGUGAGCAGCAGUCUGCCGGCCCCCCCCCAGCCGACCAGACCCUGGUCAUUGAGACGUUCCGAUUCCUGUCCCAGAAGCUCUUUAUCUCGGUCUCGGUGCUGUCCAGCUUGGGUAUCGUGCUGGCCGUCUUCUGUCUGUCCUUCAACAUCUAUAAUUCACACGUCCGGUACAUUCAGAACUCGCAGCCAAACCUGAACAACCUGACCGCCGUGGGCUGCUCCCUGGCUCUGGCCGCCGUCUUCCCGCUCGGACUGGACGGCUACCACAUUGGGCACGGGCAGUUCCCCUUCGUCUGCCAGGCCCGGCUCUGGCUCUUGGGCCUCGGCUUCAGCUUGGGCUACGGCUCCAUGUUCACCAAGAUCUGGUGGGUCCACACGGUGUUCACCAAGAAGGAGGAGAAAAAAGAGCGGAGAAAGACCCUGGAACCCUGGAAGCUGUACGCCACGGUGGGGCUGCUGGUGGGAUUGGAUGUGCUCACACUGGCCAUAUGGCAGAUCGUGGAUCCACCAUCGAGGUUCGGCCCGUCCUUCACCAAGGAGGAGCCCAAGCAAGACACUGACAUCUCCAUCCUGCCCCAGCUUGAGCACUGCAGUUCUAAGAAGAUGAAUACGUGGCUCGGAAUCUUCUAUGGAUAUAAGGGGCUGCUGCUGCUGCUCAGGAUCUUCCUCGCCUACGAGACCAAGAGCGUGUCCACUGAGAAGAUCAACGACCACCGGGCUGUGGGCAUGGCCAUCUACAAUGUGGUGGUACUAUGCCUUAUCACAGUGCCCGUCACCAUGAUCCUGUCCAGCCAACAAGAUGCAGCUUUUGCUUUUGCCUCUCUCGCCGUCGUCUUCUCCUCCUACAUCACGCUUGUUGUGCUCUUUGUGCCGAAGAUGCGGAGGCUGAUCACCCGGGGUGAGUGGCAGUCUGAGGCCCAGGACAUCAUGAAGACUGGCUCCUCCACCAACAACAAUGAGGAGGAGAAGGCCCGCCUGCUGGACAAGGAGAACCGGGAGCUGGAGAGAAUCAUCGCUGAGAAGGAGGAACGCGUCUCUGAACUCCGCCACCAGCUCCAGGCGCGGCAGCAGAUCCGCUCGCGCCGUCACCCCUCGACCCCCCCAGAUCCCUCGGGACCCCCCCGGGGCACAGAGCCCCCCGACCGGCUCAGCUGUGAUGGGAGCCGGGUGCACCUGCUCUAUAAAUGAGAGGGUUGGGGUCUGGGAGAGUGGCUG